UCUAAAUAAGGAAGCCACACAAACGCUAGGGAAGAUAUGCAGCCGGGGCAGAGGGCUUCUAGAGUUGGGCGAAAUGAAAUAGAAAGAGGACGAAGAAUGCAGAUGAAAGCUCAUUUUUCAAGGCUUGCCUCUCUCAUACCUACCAAAGAGAGACUGGCAUUACCUUCGUUGUUGGAUCAAUCCACUUCUUACAUAAGGCAACUGAAACAGCGCUUGGAAGAACUAAGGAAAAGAAGGGAAAAACUCCAAGGUGAUAGAGCUGUCAUUGAAGAACAGAGGGAUAGCUUGAUGUUACCAGUACUUGCUAUUAGAGAGGUGGGUUCAGCUCUGGAGAUAAAUUUGAUAACUGGGGUGAAUCAGAACUGCCUAUUGUAUGAAAUUUUCAGUGUUCUUCGUGAAGAAGGUGCUGAAGUUCUGACUGCUAGCUGCUCAACUGUGGGUUCAAGGACAUUCUAUUCCAUUUAUUCACAGACAAUUAAGGGCAGUUGCUGUACAAGGCUUGGUCAAGGAAGACAGUUAACAGGUGGAAAUUGA
Molecule: messenger RNA, 534 nt
Organism: Ilex paraguariensis (yerba mate)
Lineage: Eukaryota; Viridiplantae; Streptophyta; Magnoliopsida; Aquifoliales; Aquifoliaceae
Source: the annotation of a GenBank genome assembly